AUGGGCGGCAGGCAAAUCCGCCCCGCGGGCGUCUACCGCGCCGUCAGCCAAGAGCUCAAGCACCAGCUCAUGCCCGGCUACAACGUGCCCACGCCGCCCUGGUUCGCCGUCAUGAACUCGGUGCCGCCGUCCGAGACGCUCGUGCGAAACGUCACGCCGCGCCACCGCGCGCCAAACCCCAAUUCCAAGGCCGCCUCCAAGCCCAAGCGGCUGUUCCGCCCCCAGAAUAUUGCCUACCCGGAGGAUGCGCUGCGGACGAGCUUCUACAAGGACCAUCCGUGGGAGCUGGCGAGGCCGAGGGUGGUGCUGGAGCUGGACGGCAAGGACCACCAGCAUUGCGAUUGGAGCAAGGGGCUGAGACAGCCUGGUGUGCCGCUGACGGGUGAAAGCGUGGUCCAACGACAGCUGUGGCUAAUGGAAACCCAAAACAUGAGCAAGCGCAAAGCAUACGACAUUGUCCGCCGCGAAUUCUACCGCCUGCGCCAGGAAGAAGAAAUCGAAAAGAGGAUAGCCAUCGAAGAGGCCCGCUACGUCGGCGCCUACUUUGGAAAGACGAGGCUGGACAUUGGCAUGCAGCUCGAGGACAAUGAGUUUGAGAACUGGAAGAUUUGGGCCGGCAAGGAGACGGCCAACCGGGAGGCCAGGGCGAGCUCCGAGAUUGAGACGUUUGGGCUGGAGGAUGAGGAGGUUGGCGUGGAGGCGGAGGCACAGCCUGUGCCGGUGACGGUAUGA
Trichoderma atroviride IMI 206040 is the source of this 732-nucleotide messenger RNA. RefSeq names its product mitochondrial 37S ribosomal protein mS23. Gene Ontology annotation, cellular component: mitochondrial small ribosomal subunit. Lineage: Eukaryota; Fungi; Ascomycota; Sordariomycetes; Hypocreales; Hypocreaceae. The record is from RefSeq and is a predicted model, not a curated record. Gene Ontology annotation, molecular function: structural constituent of ribosome.